CGUCACACACCCGCACUCUCUUUUUGUCGCUCGUCAUUUGUUCAGCUAGGUCGCAUCUCUGACCCGACCAGCUAUUGCUGCAGUAGAUCGCUUUACCUUCCAUCAAUGGCGGAGGCCCAGAGCGAGAAAACCCCAACCCUAUCUGAGCAAUAUUUGUUAAAGGGGGAGGAGAAGCCAGAUGUGGGUACUAAAUCUGUGGAAGUAAAAGAGGUUGAGAACCCAGUAAAUACUGCCUCUGAGGAAGUUGUCCCCGACAAAGCUGAGGGUUCGCCUGUUGCUGAAGAAAGCACUGAAGUUACCCCAGUUACCACUGAAGAUAGCAGUGAAGUCACCCCUACUGCCACUGAGAGCACUGAAGCCGAUUCUGCUGCUGUUGAAAACAGUAAUGAAGCUGCUGCUGAAGCAAGCAGUGAAAAUUCUGAAGAGGAGAGUGCUGGUGAUCAAGAAGCUGCUGAAGAGCCGGAGAUCAAGCUUGAGACAGCACCUGCAGAUUUCCGCUUCCCAACUACAAAUCAAACAAGGCAUUGCUUUACUCGAUACAUUGAGUAUCAUCGGUGCAUAGCUGCAAAGGGGGAUGAUGCCCCAGAGUGUGAUAAGUUUGCAAAGUACUAUCGUGCUCUUUGCCCUGGUGAAUGGGUUGACAGAUGGAAUGAGCAAAGGGAGAACGGAGCGUUUCCAGGUCCUCUGUAGAUGAGGCAGCCAAGUUGCUCUACUGAAUUCCAGAUAUGAUUUCUUUGAUGAGAUAUGGACCCUCAGGGAAUUUGCUAAUAGAGCAGUGAGUUAAUAAGAAAUUUUGCUUGUUUCUUGGAACUAGUUCCCCUCCAAAUACAGAGGAAUUGUUGCUCAUAAACAAAUUAAAGUAUUGUUUUAUCUUCA
This is a messenger RNA of Corylus avellana, 876 nucleotides long. RefSeq names its product cytochrome C oxidase 6B (gene COX6B). Gene Ontology annotation, cellular component: respiratory chain complex IV; mitochondrion. NCBI's taxonomy places the organism in Eukaryota, Viridiplantae, Streptophyta, Magnoliopsida, Fagales, Betulaceae. The record is from RefSeq and is a predicted model, not a curated record.